GAUUGUAUUUGUGUGUUUGUGUGUGUAAAUGUGUAGUACCUUCUUUGUCAGAAGAUCCAACUCCAUUGGCUGAAGUUAAUAAUAUAAAUUUUGAAAUUGAAUCAGAUAAAUAUCCGUAUUCACCCAUGAAUGAUGAGCAUAAUAAUGAUGAUAAUGAGGAUUUCAAAGAGGAUUUAUUAAAAACACCAAGUGCUGCAGCAGCAACUACAACUACAACAACAGCAACAGCUGCCACAACACUGCCGUCGUCGUCGUCGUCGACACAAAAAGUUCCUAGUGAUGAACAAUUAGCGGAUAAAGCAACGAAAAAAGAUUUUAUGAAACCAAUGAAAAUGGUCACCUCAACACCCAUAACCAAAGUGAAUGAAAAGAAAUCCGAUGAAGUGAUUAGGUUGGAGCAAAAAGUACGUAAAGGUUUAAAAUUUCCCGAGGAAUAUGAACAACAAACCAAAGAGUUGGGAAACCAGCAACAAAAACAGCAAGAUUCUUUCAGUUCUUUGGAGUAUUCAUUUGAGAAAAUUAAAUCUCCCGAUUCUACACUCAAUGAAUCCACUGUAACCGCUACGGAACUAUCAAUAGAAGAUAAAACUAAAACCCCUACAACUAUGCUAAUAACAAACACAACCACGAAUAAUAAUAAGACACAGGAUGUUAAUGUAAAAACCACAAACUCAUCAAAGGUUAAUGCAUUAACUAAAGACUCAUCCAAUGAAGUUGAUAUUAAACCAACAAGCGAAAAUAAACGUCCUGAGUUACAACCCUUGAAUUUAAAGAAAUCCUAUGAAAAUAUAGAACCUUCUCCGGUACCCUCGGCACCAGCAGCAAAUAAUACCAAUAAUACAAAUAAUACCUCUAAUACGAAUGGUUAUCUAACAGUUAGUACGCAACAGCUAACAACUAAUACCACAAAUAAUUCAUCCCUAAAACCAGUGGAAAAGAUUAUACUCAAAGAAAAUACUCCCGGACAAGAUUUACUUGAAUGGUGCAAAGAAGUUACCAAAGAUUAUCCCAAUGUUAAGGUUACCAAUCUAACCACCAGUUGGCGUAAUGGCAUGGCUUUCUGUGCCAUUAUACAUCAUUUUGAACCCAAUCUAAUAGACAUGUCUAAACUAACACCACACGAUGUGGUGGGUAAUUGUCGUAUUGCUUUCGAUGCGGCUGAAUCAUUGGGUAUACCACGUGUCAUUGAGCCACGUGAUAUGAGUUUAUUGGCCGUACCCGAUAAAUUGGCUGUUAUGACGUAUCUACAUCAAUUGCGUGCUCAUUUCACCGGCAAACAAUUACAAAUUGAACAAAUUGGUCCCACUUCCGAUGAAUCGAGUUAUGUUAUUGGCAAUUAUAAAACUGACAAUUUAUCAUCACAAAAUUUACUCAAUUUAUCACAUUUGAAAGCACAACUAUUGCAUCAGAAUUCUUUGGAUGACGAUAUCUUUGGCCUUGACAAUAGCAAAUCACAAUUAUCGCCUACGGCCAAAAAAGAUGUUAAGAAUUUAAUACUCUCCGGUUCGAAGAGUAUACUGGGUAAGGUAUUGUCACCCACUCAUAAGGAUAAGAAUAGCAUAAAUGCUUCUCAACAUUCGAAUUUGAGUAAUCUGGCCGUUAAUACUCCCACGUCGCCUUUAAUCGAAGAUAAUAAUGUUUCUCUGGAUAAUAAUGAGGAACUGGAGAAACUUAACUCUUCAAAUCAAGAGAAUAUAUCCUUUAAUGCACAACAACCGGCCAAAGAACCCUCUUCGCCCACAGCUUUAGAUCCUAAUACCACAAAUAAAAUUUUAUCACGUCAUAAAGAACAAAGUGAAAAGGCUCGUAUCAUGAUGGAGAAAUUAAGAAUUUCUCAAAAUGAUAAAAAUAAUCAUGAUGAGGAACGUCAACAACGUUUACGUGAACAAGCCAGACGUUUAAUACUCGAAACACGCAACAAAUCCUCUAACAACAGCAGUUUGGAAAGUCCAACCUCACCCACAAAACCAAAACGCUACAAUUUCACCUCAGAACGCACGAUUUCACCGAUCAACAACACUUUAGAGUUAGAGGAGAAUGUUUCGACAUCACCGAAACAACAGCUAUCGCCAACGAAGAGAAUAACACCACCACGUGAUAAUGACAGUAGUAGUAAUCUAAAUAAGUUAAGUCCUAGUCAUAGAAUAAGUUUAACCAAUGGUGGCAGUACUUUACAAUCUUUCAAUAAUGUCAUGGAUAGAAUAGCAACACCAAAGACCGAGAAUAUGGGCGAGAAACUCUCCUAUAUACAAUCCGAAUUAGAGGCCCUGGAACGUGAGCAGGUGGCGGUGGAUCAAAAGGCCAAUAGUUUGGAGAAGAAAUUGCGUGCUGUUAUGGGCGGCAAACCAAUUACCGAAGAAACGGAGGAGCAAUUGUUAUCUCAAUGGUUUACUUUGGUAAAUAAAAAGAAUGCUUUAAUCCGACGUCAAAUGCAAUUGAAUUUACACGAAAAAGAAUGUGAAUUGGAACACAAGUAUAAUCUUCUAAAGGAGGAACUACGUGCUGCUCAAUCUGUGGAGGAUUGGCGCAAAACUGAAGCUCAGCGUGAGAAGGAACGUGUGCUUUUGGAAAAAUUAGUGGCAAUUGUUGAUAAACGUAAUGAAUUGGUGCAGUGUUUACACAAUGAGGAACAAGCUAUCGAAGAUGAUCAUGAAAUCGCCCGCAAUUUGGAACAAGUCAAUAUAAGUGGCAAUAAUGAAAAAUGUGUCAUUUCUUAAAUAGCUUUCUAAGCUUU
Molecule: messenger RNA, 2734 nt
Organism: Lucilia cuprina (Australian sheep blowfly)
Lineage: Eukaryota; Metazoa; Arthropoda; Insecta; Diptera; Calliphoridae
Product: EH domain-binding protein 1
Exons: 9
Coding region: 126-2717 (863 amino acids)
Molecular function (GO): protein binding
Source: RefSeq, a predicted model, not a curated record